AUGCCCCAGGCCACAUCCCACGGCGCCACGAACCCGGCGAGCAGCAGCACCAACGACGCGCCGCCCCGGCCGGACGACCACGAUGAUGGCUUCAGCCGCGCCGCCGCCCCGGACGACGGCGAGGAGGACAUCGGCCUCCUGCACGCCCACGCCGACAUCGACGACGACGACGACGACCUCGUGAUCCUGCCCGGCGGCGCCGAGGAGGAGCCCAAGGGCCGCGACACUUCCUCCCCGCCCCGCACGCCGGGCCACGUCCGCUUCGACCUGCCACCACCGCCUACCGCCGCCGCGAACGGCCACGCCAACGGGCACCCGCGCGAGGCGCUCGGCGUCGCCGACGACGGUGGCGACGAGUACUUUAGCGACGACUCGGACGACGACGACGCGGCGCUGCUGUCGCGCGACCCGCUCGCCUCGCGCCCCUUGCUCACGGGCCUCGAGGCCCCCGCCGUCGCGCUCGCCAACUCGGGCCGCCUCUCGCCGACGCCGAGGGGCAGGGGGCCCGCCGCGGCGGGGGAGGACGGGCAGGACUCGUCGGCCGAGCUGGCGGCGGAGGAGGAGCGCCUGCGGCCCAAGUCCGGGCUGCGCAGCGCCUUCAUGAACAUGGCCAACAGCAUCAUCGGGGCGGGCAUCAUCGGCCAGCCGUACGCCUUCCGGCAGGCCGGGCUCGUGGCCGGCGUCGCGCUGCUCGUCGGCCUCACCGUCAUGGUCGACUGGACCAUCUGCCUCAUCGUCGUCAACAGCAAGCUCAGCGGCGCCUCGAGCUUCCAGGGCACGGUGGAGCGCUGCUUCGGCCGCCCGGGCCUCGUCGCCGUCAGCCUCGCGCAGUGGCUGUUUGCGUUCGGCGGCAUGGUGGCCUUUUGCGUCAUCGUCGGCGACAGCAUACCGCACGUGCUGCUGGCGGUGUGGCCGUCGAUCCGCGACGUGCCCGUCGUCGGCCUGCUGGCCAACAGGAGGGUCGCCAUCGUGGUGUUUGUCAUCGGCGUCAGCUACCCGCUGACUUUGUACCGGGACAUCGCAAAGCUCUCCAAAGCCAGCACCUUUGCUCUCAUCAGCAUGAUGGUCAUCUGCGUCACCGUCGUGGUGCAGGGCAUCCUGACGCCCCGCGCCGAGAGGGGCUCCUUCAGCGCGCCGCUGCUCACGAUCAACUCGGGCAUAUUCCAAGCCAUUGGCGUUAUAUCAUUUGCCUUCGUCUGCCACCACAACUCGCUCCUCAUCUACGGCUCCCUCAAGACGCCGACCAUCGACCGCUUCUCGCGCGUGACGCACUACUCGACGGGCGUCUCGAUGCUGGCCUGCAUGCUCAUGGCCCUGGCCGGCUUCCUGACCUUUGGCGACCGCACGCUGGGCAACGUGCUCAACAACUUCCCCUCGGACAACGCCAUGGUCAACGUCGCGCGGCUCUGCUUCGGGCUCAACAUGCUGACGACGCUGCCGCUCGAGGGCUUCGUGUGCCGCGAGGUCAUGCUCGACUACUGGUGGCGCGGCGCGGCGUUCGACCUGCGCCUGCACGUGCUGCUGAGCACAGGGCUCGUCGCCGCGGCCACGGCGCUGAGCCUCUUCACCUGCGACCUGGGCGUCAUCUUCGAGCUCGUGGGCGCGACGAGCGCGUGCGCCAUGGCGUACAUCCUGCCGCCGCUGUGCUACGUCAAGCUCACGGCGCGCCGCGACUGGAGGACGUACGCGGCCGGCGCGGUCGUGGUGUUUGGGUGCGCCGUCAUGGUCAUCAGCGUCGUGCAGGCCGUGGCCAAGAUUGUGAGCGGUGAGUUUUCUCCUUUCUUUUUCCUUGCGUUCAUCUGCUGGUCUUUUGUGUGUCGUGUGUGCGAGGGCGGCAUGGCACAGUGUGUUUAG
Molecule: messenger RNA, 1854 nt
Organism: Thyridium curvatum
Lineage: Eukaryota; Fungi; Ascomycota; Sordariomycetes; Thyridiales; Thyridiaceae
Exons: 4
Coding region: 1-1854 (617 amino acids)
Biological process (GO): amino acid transmembrane transport
Cellular component (GO): endoplasmic reticulum
Molecular function (GO): amino acid transmembrane transporter activity
Source: RefSeq, a predicted model, not a curated record